This is a messenger RNA of Symphalangus syndactylus (siamang), 8671 nucleotides long. RefSeq names its product kell blood group glycoprotein. Gene Ontology annotation, biological process: protein processing; calcium ion import across plasma membrane. Gene Ontology annotation, cellular component: plasma membrane. Lineage: Eukaryota; Metazoa; Chordata; Mammalia; Primates; Hylobatidae. Gene Ontology annotation, molecular function: metalloendopeptidase activity; protein binding; calcium channel activity. The record is from RefSeq and is a predicted model, not a curated record.
AAGAGCAGCAGAAGUGUCCCUUCUCCAGGAUCAAGGAACUGGGGCGGGUCAGAAGGGGGACCAUUUCCUGGACCCCAGUCCUCCGAAUCAGCUCCUAGAGUGGAACCAGGAAGGAUUCUGGAGCCAUAGAGGACAGACAGAUGGCAAGUCCACUUUUGGAGUCAGAGGCCUAGGGUCGGGGGAAGAUGGGGACCAAAGUGAGGAAGAGCCGAGGGAACGCAGCCAGGCAGGUGGAAUGGGAACUCUCUGGAGCCAAGAGAGCACUCCAGAAGAGGGGCUGCCCGUGGAAGGGAGCAGGCCAUGGGCAGUGGCCAGGCGGGUGCUGACAGCUAUCCUGAUUUUGAGCCUGCUCCUUUGUUUUUCUGUGCCUUCGUUCUACAUCUUCCAGAGCUGUGGCCCUCGCCCCUGUGAGACAUCUGUGUGUUUGGAUCUCCGGGAUCAUUACCUGGCCUCUGGGAACACAAGUGUGGCCCCCUGCACCGACUUCUUCGGCUUUGCCUGUGGAAGGGCCAAAGAAACCAAUAAUUCUUUUCAGGAGCUUGCCACAAAGAACAAAAACCAACUUCGGAGAAUACUGGAGGCCCAGAAUUCCUGGCACCCAGGCUCUGGGGAGGAGAAAGCCUUCCAGUUCUACAACUCCUGCAUGGAUACACAUGCCAUUGAAGCUGCAGGGACUGGUCCCCUCAGACAAGUUAUUGAGGAGCUUGGAGGCUGGCGCAUCUCUGGUAAAUGGACUUCCUUAAAUUUUAACCGAACGCUGAGACUUCUGAUGAGUCAGUAUGGCCAUUUCCCUUUCUUCAGAGCCUACCUAGGACCUCAUCCUGCCUCUCCACACACACCAGUCAUCCAGAUAGACCAGCCAGAGUUUGAUGUUCCCCUCAAGCAAGAUCAAGAACAGAAGAUCUAUGCCCAGAUCUUUCGGGAAUACCUGACUUACCUGAAUCAGCUGGGAACAUUGCUGGGAGGAGACCCAAGCAAGGUGCAAGAACACGCUUCCUUGUCAAUCUCCAUCACUUCAAGGCUGUUCCAGUUUCUGAGGCCCCUGGAUCAGCGGCGGGCACAGGGCAAGCUCUUCCAGAUGGUCACUAUCAACCAGCUCAAGGAAAUGGCCCCUGCCAUCGACUGGUUGUCCUGCUUGCAAGAGACAUUCACACCGAUGUCCCUGAGCCCCUCUCAGUCCCUCCUGGUCCAUGAUGUGGAAUAUUUGAAAAACAUGUCACAACUGGUGGAGGAGAUGCUGCUAAAGCAGAGGGACUUUCUGCAGAGCCACAUGAUCUUAGGGCUGGUGGUGACCCUUUCUCCAGCCCUGGACAGUCAAUUCCAGGAGGCACGCAGAAAUCUCAGCCAGAAACUGCGGGAACUGACAGAGCAACCACCCAUGCCCGCCCGCCCACGAUGGAUGAAGUGUGUGGAGGAGACAGGCACGUUCUUCGAGCCCACGCUGGCAGCUUUGUUUGUUCGUGAGGCCUUUGGCCCGAGCACCCGAAGUGCUGCCAUGGAAUUAUUCACUGCGAUCCGGGAUGCCCUCAUCACUCACCUCAGAAACCUUCCCUGGAUGAAUGAGGAGACGCAGAACAUGGCCCAGGACAAGGUCGCUCAACUGAAGGUGGAGAUGGGGGCUUCAGAAUGGGCCCUGAAGCCAGAGCUGGCCCGACAAGAAUACAACGAUAUACAACUUGGACCGAGCUUCCUGCAGUCUGUCCUGAGCUGUGUCCGGUCCCUCCGAGCUAGAAUUGUCCAGAGCUUCUUGCAGCCUUGCCCCCAACACAGGUGGAAGGUGUCCCCUUGGGAGGUCAAUGCUUACUAUUCGAUACCUGACCAUGUGGUAGUCUUUCCAGCUGGACUCCUCCAACCCCCAUUCUUCCACCCUGGCUACCCCAGAGCCGUGAACUUUGGCGCUGCUGGCAGCAUCAUGGCCCACGAGCUGUUGCACAUCUUCUACCAGCUCUUGCUGCCUGGGGGCUGCCCAGCCUGUGACACCCAUGCCCUCCAGGAAGCUCGCCUGUGCCUGAAGCGCCAUUAUGCUGCCUUUCCAUUACCCAACGGAACCUCCUUCAAUGACUCGCUCACAUUCUUGGAGAACGCUGCAGACGUUGGGGGGCUAGCCAUCGCGCUGCAGGCAUACAGCAAGAGGCUGUUAUGGCACCAUGGGGAGACCGUCCUGCCCAGCCUGGACCUCAGCCCCCAGCAGAUCUUCUUUCGCAGCUAUGCCCAGUGCCUGCAAGGAGAAGACAUGGGGGGUUUUCUACCUAAGGCAGAAAGGCACGGGAGCCAACUUCAGAAACUUCUGCCCUCCUUUCUGGUCAGACAACAAGACUGGGACCAGCACCUGGACAAGCUUCAUAUGCUGCAGCAGAAGAGGAUUCUAGAGUCUCCACUGCUUCGAGCAGCCAAGGAAAAUGACCUGUCUGUUCUUAGGCAACUUCUACUGGACCGCACCUGUGACGUUCGACAAAGAGGAGCCCUGGGGGAGACGGCGCUGCACAUAGCAGCCCUCUAUGACAACUUGGAGGCGGCCUUGGUGCUGAUGGAGGCUGCCCCAGAGCUGGUCUUUGAGCCCACCACAUGUGAGGCUUUUGCAGGUCAGACUGCACUGCACAUCGCUGUUGUGAACCAGAACGUGAACCUGGUGCGAGCCCUGCUCACCCGCAGGGCCAGCGUCUCUGCCAGAGCCACAGGCACCGCCUUCCGCCGUAGUCCCCGCAACCUCAUCUACUUUGGGGAGCACCCUUUGUCUUUUGCUGCCUGUGUGAACAACGAGGAGAUCGUGCGGCUGCUCAUUGAACAUGGAGCCGACAUCAGGGCCCAGGACUCCCUGGGAAACACAGUGUUACACAUCCUCAUCCUCCAGCCCAACAAAACCUUUGCCUGCCAGAUGUACAACCUGCUGCUGUCCUACGAUGGACAUGGGGACCACCUGCAGCCCCUGGACCUUGUGCCCAAUCACCAGGGUCUCACCCCCUUCAAGCUGGCUGGAGUGGAGGGUAACACUGUGAUGUUCCAGCACCUGAUGCAGAAACGGAGGCACAUCCAGUGGACAUAUGGACCCCUGACCUCCAUUCUCUACGACCUCACGGAGAUCGACUCCUGGGGAGAGGAGCUGUCCUUCCUAGAGCUUGUGGUCUCCUCUGAUAAACGAGAGGCUCGCCAAAUUCUGGAACAGACCCCAGUGAAGGAGCUGGUGAGCUUCAAGUGGAACAAGUAUGGCCGGCCGUACUUCUGUAUCAUGGCUACCUUGUACCUGCUCUACAUGAUCUGCUUCACCACGUGCUGCGUCUACCGCCCCCUUAAGUUUCGUGGUGGCAACCGCACUCAUUCUCGAGACAUCACCAUCCUCCAGCAAAAACUACUACAGGAGGCCUACGAGACACGUGAAGAUAUCAUCAGGCUGGUGGGGGAGCUGGUGAGCAUCGCUGGGGCUGUGAUCAUCCUGCUCCUAGAGAUCCCAGACAUCUUCAGGGUUGGUGUCUCUCGCUAUUUUGGACAGACGAUUCUUGGGGGGCCAUUCCAUGUCAUCAUCAUCACCUAUGCCUGCCUGGUGCUGGUGACCAUGGUGAUGCGGAUCACCAACACCAAUGGGGAGGUGGUGCCCAUGUCCUUUGCCCUGGUGCUGGGCUGGUGCAGUGUCAUGUAUUUCGCUCGAGGAUUCCAGAUGCUGGGUCCCUUCACCAUCAUGAUCCAGAAGAUGAUUUUUGGAGACCUAAUGCGUUUCUGCUGGCUGAUGGCUGUGGUCAUCUUGGGAUUUGCUUCUGCGUUCUAUAUCAUUUUCCAGACAGAGGACCCAACCAGUCUGGGGCAUUUCUAUGACUACCCCAUGGCACUGUUCAGCACCUUCGAGCUUUUUCUCACUGUUAUUGAUGCACCUGCCAACUACGAUGUGGACUUGCCCUUCAUGUUCAGCAUUGUCAACUUCGCCUUCGCCAUCAUUGCUACACUGCUCAUGCUCAACCUGUUCAUCGCCAUGAUGGGCGACACCCACUGGAGGGUGGCCCAGGAGCGGGAUGAGCUCUGGAGGGCCCAGGUUGUGGCCACCACAGUGAUGCUGGAGCGGAAGCUGCCUCGCUGCCUGUGGCCUCGCUCCGGGAUCUGUGGGUGCGAGUACGGGCUGGGGGACCGCUGGUUCCUGCGGGUUGAGAACCACAAUGAUCAGAAUCCUCUGCGAGUGCUUCGCUAUGUGGAAGUGUUCAAGAACUCAGACAAGGAGGAUGGCCAGGAGCAUCCAUCUGAGAAACAGCCCUCUGGGGCUGAGAGUGGGACUCUAGCCAGAGCCUCCUUGGCUCUUCCAACUUCCUCCCUGUCCCGGACCGUGUCCCAGAGCAGCAGUCACCGAGGCUGGGAGAUCCUUCGUCAAAACACCCUGGGGCACUUGAAUCUUGGACUGAACCUUAGUGACGGGGAUGGAGAGGAGGUCUACCAUUUUUGAUUAGCAUUGCUGUCACUCUUGACCUUACUCCCGGUUGGCCUGGGGGCGGGGACAGAGACGGAGACCUCUGCCUAUGCAAGUGUCUAACUUCUGUGCCUGUUAAUCAUGGGAGGGUGAGACAGAACAAUCCCUAAAGGGUCAUGCCUCACACUUCACAUCAGAAUUUCUGGCAAUGGGCAAUGGUCAUCGAUUGUCUCACAUAUUUUCUGGGCUCUUGCAAGUCCCACAUCUCAGGAAAAAGGAGGUUGGCAACUAAAGACAUGAGGUAGGGAUGCUAGAUUAAUGUCAGGACCAUUUCUCUUCUGCCGCACACAGACCCUAGAAAGCAGUAAGCUGUGAGGCUUUUCUGGCUCCCCAGGGCUUAUGUGGGAAGAGCCAGGCAUGGCAUAGAGGUUGUGGCCCUUCUUUUUUUCCCAGCCUCCUGUAGGUCUUUCUCCCACUUAGCAAGCAAACCCCAACUGCAAUAAAAAAGUCUCCUUAUUCUUGCCUUCUUUAAUUUUUUGUUGGGGCACAAUACAUGUCACAUAAAAUUUACCAUAUUAUCUUUUUUUAGAUGUGCCAUUCAGUGGCAUUAAGUACAUUCACAUUGUUGUGUAACCAUCACCAUUAUUCAUUUAUGGAAGUUUUUCAUCAUUCCGAACUGAAACUCUAAUCCCCAUUGAACAUUAACUCUCCAGCUGCCUCUCUGCCCCAGUCCCUGAUAACCAAUAUUCUGCUUUCUGUCUAUGAAUUUAACUAUUCUAGGUGUCUUAUAUAAGUGGGAUUCUGCAAUCUUAGUCCAAAAUUUUACACGGUUUAUUUAUUUAUUCAUCUACCAAUGGACAUUUGAGUUUUUUCUACCUUUUGGCUGUUGUGAAUAAUGCUGCUGUCAAUAUGUUAUACAAAUAUCUGUUCCAGUUUCUAUUUUCAGAUACUUUGGGCAUACACCUAAAAAUGGAAUUGCUAGACAAUUCUUAUGUUUAAUUUUAUGAGGAACUGCCAUACUGGUUUUCACAAUAGCUUUCACCAUUUUACAUACCCUUCUAAUGGGUGUGAAGUGGCUUCACAUUGUAGUUUUGAUUUGCCUUUCUCUAAUGACUAAUGGUACUGAGCAUGUUUUUAUGCACGUAUUUAUUGGACGUUUAUAUACCUUCUCUGGAGAAAUGUCUUUUCGGUUUAUUUGUCCAUUUUCGAAUUAGGUUUUUGUUGUUGUUGAAUUGCCUUAUCUUUGCUUUUUGAGGCUCACAGUCUGAAGUGUUUGCAUCCUGGUGUGUUUUUAAGUAUGUAUGGUAAAUUAGGCCUAUAUUUGAAUGGCCUAAUCAUUUCUUUUCCAGGACCCUCCUGCUCUGUCCCUAGCAGCUAAUCAUCCUUGUACCUGGAGGCAACAGGCUCCUGCUUCGUCUCCUGACAUAGCCAUCCUCCAUUCCCAUCUCCCUUUGCCCCACACUGAGUUGUGAGAGGAAAAGCAACAGUAGAGGAAGGGUCAUCCCUCUCCAGGAGGGAAAUUAGAAAUCAUGUGUCCAGGGCACCCAUUAUAGGUGCUCAUGGGCAGCCUCUCUUGUGUCUCCAGCACUAUACUUCUAAUCCCAGCCCCUAUCAUCACCCUUAGCAAAAAGCCAUGUCAGCUUUUCAAAGGACUGUGGUUUGGGAUAACAAAGAAGUAAGUGGUAUUUGUGAAACCACAGACAGUUAAUUCAGAUACGCCAGCUCAGGGCUGAGUGCCCAACAGUGAGGGAUCGCACAAUGUGUAUACACAUGCCCGCACACACUGGGACACAGUGCUGGCAGGGUGUGUAAAACUGCUCAGUCACCAUCAUUCUUCUUUAUUCGCUUCAUAGUGGAAGCACUUUAAAAUUCUGCCUCUGUAGUCCUUUUUUUUUUUUUCUUGAGACAGGGUCUUGCUCUGUUGCCCAUGCUGAAGUACAGUGGUGUGAUCACUGCUCACUGCAGCUUUGACCUCCUGGGCUCAAGUAAUCUUCCCCCCUCAGCCUCCCAAGUAGGUGGCACUACAGGUGUGUACCACCACACCCAGCUAAUUUUUGUAUUUUUUUUAGAGAUGGGGUUUUGCCAUGUUGCCCAUGGCUAGUCUUGAACUCCUGGUCUCAAGCAAUCCACCUGACUUGACCUCCCAAAGUGCUGGGAUUACAGCAUGAGCCACUGCACUAGCCCUGUAAUCCUUUUAAUACUUGCUUAACUUGUCUAUAAACUUAUAUGUCUUUUGAUUUGAGCCCUUGGCCUGCCCCCAGAUAUUGUCCUUUGUCCUGGCUUGUGCACCUGCUAUGUAAUUAAAAUUGCUUACUGCCUAGGUUUUUCACUAAAAUAAGAAUUACUAAGAGUUAACACUAUAAAUUAAUGAAUGUAAUUAAAACAACUAGGUACAUACGAUGUGUAUUAAACAGGUAGGAUGUGGUUUUUUUGGAGAACAAAUGUUAAAAUAAGUCAUGGGAGUGUGGUUCUUUUUUAAGAGAAAGUGCUUUUUUCUAGUCUAGAGGAUUUUAAGGAUUGUUUCAAGUUAACAAACAGAAAGGACAAAACUGAAGGUUUAAGCAAGUUGUAGAAGGUUUGUGGAAGAUUGAUCUUGUAAAAGGAAUUUUGUGUGUGAUCAAGUUUGGCUAAAAUUUUAAGGGGAUUAUUUAGAUCUUAUACAAAUUGAACAUUCAUAUAAAUAGCACAUUGAUGCACGGUCAGAAUCUGAGCACCUGUGUGAGGCAGGAUUUUCUUGGAAUAUUGAUGUGUUCUUUAACACAAAUUUGUAAAGUUUAUAAAAGCCUCAUGGAAAUCUUACCUUACAAUCAAACUAAUUAAAAUUUGAUAGAUUUGCUUAUAAGAUUCUAUUAAAGCUUUAGAAUUAACAAUACAGUAACACAAAAAUAAAAUUUGGUUUUCUCCUUUAAAUAAGAUUUGUGUAUAAUAUUAAGAGAUAGUAAAAGAUUUUCAUUUGCCCUUUGAAUAAACUGCCAAAAAAAAUAAAGAAGGAGAGAGAGAGACAGAUUCAGUUGGCUUCACACUGCCUCUAUUAGGUCCUAUUUUUCAGAAAACUGAGCUCUUCUUUAUCAAGGAGUAAAGAUUUCUGCUUGUUUUUUUAAAUUGGUGAGUUAUCACUUUAGCUAAAUGAUUUACUUUAUAAUAACCUGUAAUCUCAUUUUGCAAUAUCAAGUGCUUUAAACUUUUAAUGUUGGACUAACUUUCCAAAAUUAAAUUCUAAAUGCAGUCUUGUAACCUCAAACUGACUUUUAAACGUCCAAGAGAGGCAUAUUUGGCUUAUUUGAUAUGUUAAAAAUCAUACAGGAGGCAUUGCCAAAUAUAAAAUGGUGUGUAACUUUCUUUGAAAUAUAUUUAUAUAAAUGUGCUAUUGUUAUGUGUUCUAAAAUUGUAUAAUAUUCUUAUAAUUUUAAUAUGUCUUGGUAUAUGUUAUCAAUAAUAAUUAUAAUUAUGGUAAAUUAUUGUGUGCCACAGAAAUAACCAGAUUUCCUUGUCAAUUGUAUCUUUGACUGUGGAUAUCUUUUGUCAUUCACAAUUAUUAUUUUACUUUGUUCCUUUUCAAAAAGUUGUUUAUAAUCAGCUAUAGAACUCUGAUGGUGUAUUAGUUCAUUCCCAUGCUGCUAUGAAGAGAUACUUGAGACUGGGUAAAUUAUAAAGAAAAGUUGAAUUGACUCACAGUUGCGCAUGACUGGGGAAGCCUCAGGAAACUUAGAAUCACUGCAGAAUUGCCUCUUCACAGGGUGCCAGGAGAGAGAAUAAGUGCCAAGCAAAGUGGGUAGCCCUGUAUAAAACCAUCUGUUGCCCAUGCUGGAGUACAGUGGGCAACUCACUGAAUGAGUGAGUUCUCAUUAGAACUCACUAGCAUGAGAACAACAUGGGGGGAAUUGCCCCCCAUGAUUCAAUUACCUUUCACUGGGUCCCUCCCACCACAUGUGGGGAUAAUGGGAUUACAAUUCAAGAUGAGAUUUGGGUGGGGACACAAAGCCAAACCAUAUCAGAUGGAUACUUUUAAAUGCAGGAUUCUGACAGCUUUGGAGAUUGUGCCAUUAAAAUAGAGGAAGAAAAUCUUCCAGGACACUCAUGGAGAUCUGAUGUAUUCAUGAGGAUUGUUGAUCCAAUAUCAAAUAGAACAGAGGUUAAUUGCAUGAACUGAGCUAAGAGAAGACUAAAAUAAUUUUUUUGUGUGAUCUUUUUGUCUGAAACAUUGCUGAUUCUUUUCAUUUUUUGGGUUGUUUACAGCUUUUAACAAUUGAGUAAAAUAUGCUUUUGUGAGCAAAAUUUAAAGCA